Messenger RNA from Cuscuta campestris, 1777 nucleotides. The record is from the annotation of a GenBank genome assembly. NCBI's taxonomy places the organism in Eukaryota, Viridiplantae, Streptophyta, Magnoliopsida, Solanales, Convolvulaceae.
CUUCCCCCCAAAUCUCUUCCCCUCUUUCAACAAUCUUCUCCGAUCAGUCUCCUUCCCGACAAGGAAGAUGCCUAGAACUCUGGUUCUCCUUCUCUUGGUGGCCGUCGCCGUUUGCUCUGCGGCGGCGGACAUGUCGAUCAUAACUUACGACGAGAAUCAUCCGGCGAAGGGGUUGAUCCGAUCGGAGGAGGAGAUCGUCGAGCUCUUCGAGUCGUGGCUGGUGAAACACGGCAAGGCGUACAACGCUCUCGGUGAAAAAGGCCGGAGGCUCGAGAUCUUCAAGGACAAUCUCAAGUACAUCGACGAGCAGAACAGUGCCGAGAAUCGGACCUACAAACUCGGGCUGAACCGGUUCGCGGACAUCACGAACGAGGAGUACCGGACCGGGUACCUCGGUACCAAAAGGGACGCUCGCCGGAAGAUCCUGAAGGGACAGAGCAACCGCUAUGCUCCGGUGGAAGGCGAGACCUUGCCGGGCUCCGUCGACUGGAGGCAGAAGGGUGCGGUGGUAGAUGUCAAAGAUCAAGGCGGAUGCGGGAGUUGCUGGGCGUUUUCAACAAUCGCAGCGGUUGAGGGAGUGAAUCAGAUCGUCACCGGUGAUCUGAUCUCACUGUCUGAGCAGGAACUGGUGGACUGUGACACACAAUCCAACCAAGGUUGCAAUGGUGGUUUAAUGGAUGAUGCUUUUGAGUUCAUCAUCAAGAAUGGAGGCAUUGACACUGAGAAGGACUACCCUUAUACCGGGGUAGAUGGCAGAUGCGAUUCGUACAGGAAAAACAAUGCCAAGGUUGUUACUAUUAAUGGGUACGAAGAUGUUCCUGCAAACAACGAGGCUGCCCUACAGAAGGCUCUGGCAAAUCAGCCUAUUGCCGUUGCUAUUGAAGCUGGUGGAAGGGACUUCCAACUCUAUCAAUCGGGUAUAUUCACUGGAUCAUGCGGAACUGAUUUGGACCACGGUGUGACUGCGGUUGGUUACGGGACUGAAAAUGGUGUUGACUAUUGGAUAGUGAAGAAUUCUUGGGGAGCAGCCUGGGGGGAGAAAGGGUACGUGAGGAUGCAGCGCAAUGUGAACGCAAAAGCUGGCUUGUGUGGCAUAGCAAUCGAGCCUUCUUACCCUACGAAGAGCGGGCAAAACCCUCCUCCGACCCCACCAAGCCCUCCUACUCCGGUUCCUCCAUCCCCAGCGGCUCCCAAUGCUUGUGACCAAUACAACGCCUGCCCAUCAAGCACCACCUGCUGCUGUGUCUUCCCCUUUGGAAACUACUGCUUCUCCUGGGGCUGCUGCCCUCUCACCAGCGCCGUGUGCUGUGAGGAUCACUACAGUUGCUGCCCUCACGACUACCCUGUUUGCAACACUAGACAUGGCACCUGCUCAAAGAGCAAACAGAACCCACUUGGAGUGAAGGCGAUGACACGCAUUCCGGCGCAACCAGCGUGGGCUUUCAGAGACCAGGGAAGGAAGGAGAAGAUGAACUGAUCUUUCCAUGGCCACAAUCAAAAUGGACAUUGUGCCCAUCCAAUUCCAUUCUUGAAAGGUUUCACAACUUGGGGAUGAUGAACACAUUCUUCAUGGGAUUGUAUUGUGACAAACUGAUUUGUGUACAUAGUGCUGCUUUCUUUUCUAUGUUUCCAGUCAUCAUCAUAUCAAACUGCUUACUUUUAUGCGUUAUGUAGUUUUGCUACUAAGCAAUGUUAUGUUUGUUGUACUCUGUUAAUAUCAAACUUUGCUUUCACUUUCUCUUAUUUCCCCCCUAAUGUCGCCCUAUUUCUAUUUUUU